Eublepharis macularius is the source of this 3453-nucleotide messenger RNA. It is a transcript of the gene THTPA, whose product is annotated as thiamine triphosphatase. Bases 1951 to 2886 code for a protein of 311 amino acids. Gene Ontology annotation, biological process: thiamine diphosphate metabolic process; dephosphorylation; thiamine metabolic process. Gene Ontology annotation, molecular function: thiamine triphosphate phosphatase activity; magnesium ion binding. The transcript is spliced from 5 exons. Lineage: Eukaryota; Metazoa; Chordata; Lepidosauria; Squamata; Eublepharidae. The record is from RefSeq and is a predicted model, not a curated record.
UCGAGAACCACAGCUCUCUUCGUCAGAUGCAUCUGACGAAGAGAGCUGUGACUCUCGAAAGCUAAUGCUACAAUAAAGUUGUAGCAUAAAGAUACGAAUUUUCAAGAGUAAAGAGAAAAUGCGGAAAGAUAUGAAUAUUCAAGAGUAAAGAUACAGAUUUUCAAGAGUAAAGCUUAUACGCUGAAUAUCUUGUUGGUCUCUUAAGAUGCCACUGGACUCAUCCUACUGCAGACCGACAUGGCUACCCACCUCGCUAUAAGAAACAAAACUACCUUCAUGGAACCCUUAGAAGGGUGUAACUCCACAUAACAAUCCUCCUGUUAAGAAACUGUGUUUUAGUCCAGUGGAAACUUGUGGGGGACUACGUCCCCCUAGCUGGGACUCCCCGUCUAUUAGUUUAGCAGAAGUAGCAGAUAGUCUCUGCAUUUUUCCUGGCUGGAUUUGAAUCUUUCCACAUUACAGCAGGAUUUGAGCCCAGUCGCACCGUAGAGACCAACAAGAUUUUCACUUUCCAGAGUCAAAGUUCCCUUCUUCAGAUUCAGGGAGGAGCGGAGAUCCUUGAGCCUUUAUAUCCCAUAUAGGAGGUGGGUGGGGUGAAAAGGUCCCAGUUGGCUCUAAUCCUGCUGUUCUAGUGCAGACUAACACGGCUACCUACCGGAAUCUUUCCUCCUUGCAUUUUGUUCAUUUCGUGGCCCCACGCUGUUUGCUUCCUACAUUAAACCACAGCAUCGUGAGGGGUUCUUCCAUUGCACCUGAAGAAGUGGGGUGUAGUCCGUGACAACUCUAGAGAUUUUCUUUCUGGGGUCCCCCCCCCCCCCACUAUCAGAGUAUGUGGAUCCAUUCUUUCAGAUGCACCGUUCCCUACUUUUUUAUAUGAGGAAAUGAAAUCCUGCCCUCCAGUCAUUGUUGAUUUAUGGCAACCCCUGGUGGGGUUUUCCUGGCAUGAGAUGAUCAGAGGUGGUUUGCCAUUGCCUGCCUCUGCAACCCUGGUCUUUAUUGGAGGUCUCCCACCCAAUUACUAACGAAGGCCGACCCUGCUUAGCUUCUGAGAUCUGGCAAGAUCAGGCUCUCCUGGGCUAUUUUAUAUAGGAGGUUUGAAAAACAAAAGAUCAGCAAAGCAAAGGACAUGAAGGACAAGAUGAAACGUAAUGAUGUGAAAUUCAGACCUAAUGAAGAGAAAUACGCUACAUACCCAUGAUCGUAGUGUAACCCUUAGAACAAUCUUACAAUGCAGAGUAGAAUGAUGGUUCCCAGAUGGGAACGGGGCUCCGGCUGUGAAAGAUCAGGGCAUCUAAGACCACUGAGUAAGUUCAUUGCACAAGUGAAACUUGAACUUGGAGCCUUCUUAGUUGACGGCUCAGCCUUUCUGCCACACCAGCUGUAUGCCGAGACCCCACCUGGGCUGAGCCCUCUUUUUCACUUCCAGGGCUUAUUCAUGAACAUACAUACUAAGAGGAGGCCAAAGUGUUCCUGAGCAAGUGCGGAGUGCAUUUCCCUCACUGUGGGAUAAACAGAGACUCUUCAGGCACCAGGAAGAAAGUUUUCUUGAUUCAAGGCUGUUGUUCCCAGGUAGUCUUGAGUCCGCUGAGAAAGUCUGAAAAGGAAAUGGAAAUGUACAAUAAGGAGGCCAACUCCUGCCUCCUUUGAACAGGAGUUGGCUGCCCAUUCUAUGCUCUGUCUCUAAGCUGAGGCCCCUCCGAUCUUGGCACCUGCCUUCUUGACCAGACGUGAGACCUUCAGGUUACCCAUUUGAUAUUAGAACCUAUUACUCUCUCCUUGGGCUGCUGGCUGCUCUCCAAGAAUCCAGUGAACCAACCAACCCUGGCAGAAGAAUGACAGUGGCUGGCGCUGUACCCCUCCAGCAUCCUAAGAAAGAUUAUUAUUAUUAUUAUUAAUUGUUCAUCUCUUUUCUAAAACGAGUCACUUUAAAGCGACUUGCCCAAGAGAGAAAUGCCAGGAUCCGCACGGCCAACCAGAAGUGAUACUGGGUCACGGAUCUGCAGGGGGAACUCAAGAGCCCUGGUUUCAGGAGUCAUGGCGGCUGGCGUUGCUUGCAAUGCUCCGGCUGCGGUUUGUGGCUCCCACGCAGGCAAAGCUGCAGCCAGCCCAGCCUCAGGAGCCAUCGAGGUGGAACAAAAGUUCCUCUUUGGGCCUGGCACCGAAGAGAAGCUGGUGACCAUGGGUGCGACUCUGGUGGGAAGCGUCUCCUUCCGGGACCGGUACUUUGACACGCCAAACUGGCGCCUCACCCUGGCUGACCAUUGGCUCCGAGAUCGCGAGGGGGCUGGGUGGGAGCUGAAAUGUCCCCUGCCUUUAGAGGGUGCUGGCAUUUCAGGCCCAGCCACAGAAAGCCAGAGCCCCCGGGGCUUCCCGCAGGCACAUGAUGGAUCUCUCCCAGACCAUUCUUUGCAGCUGCUAGAGGGAGCUGACAGCCCAGGUCCCACUACUCAAUACCAGGAAGUGACACGCACCCAGGAUAUCGUGGCCCGUGUCUGUGGUCUGCUGGGCGUGGACUUGGCAGCAGGUUGGCACGACAACGUGGCCAAAGCAGUGGAGGAACUCGGCCUGGAGGAGUUUGCCAGCUAUGUGACCUCUCGACGUAAAUAUCAAGUGGGCGAGCUGAGCAUCGACCUGGACGAGGCAGAUUUUGGCCACGCCGUGGGGGAGGUGGAAGCCGUGGUUGAGCACCAGGAGGAUGUGCCAGAGGCCCUGGAGAGGAUACAGAAACUGGGCAGGCAGUUGGGCUUUGAUGAGAAAACCCGAAUCCAUGGAAAGAUGUUUGUUUACCUGCAGAAAUUCAGGCCCGCCCACUACGAAAGCCUGGUGCGAGCCAGGGGGCUGAAGAAAGUGGUGCGCACGGCAGCUGUGGCAGGGGAGAAGGGCUGAGCACAGCUUCGGGGUGGGGGGCCCUAUCCUUGGACAGGAGACCCCCUGGCUCUCCAUCACAGACAGUUCUGCUCUAGCAUCAUCCUCAGAAGAGAAGGAUGAGUUUUUAUGUGAAUAAAAUAGAGAAGCCCCAGGUCUGUCCUGCUUGCCCAACCUUUGGUCACAACUACGUGGAGGAGGGCUGAGGAGAGGGGAACCAUUGACUGUCUGGGGCGGAGAAGGAAGGCAGAAAGAGCAAGCAGACAAGCAUUUCGCAGGUUCUGGAAAACGGAUAUAUAGCAUUCAGCUGCCGCCUUCUGCAUCCUUUCAGUCCAUUCCACCACCACCACCCUGCCCCAACCACUUAAUGCAUCUGAUUGUGUGAGCCCCUCUCUUCAGCUGUCCUGGUUUUUGGCAUUCCAUGGCAGACCCUUCAGUAAGAAAGUUCAGGAGCUUUGGGUGACAUCACAGCAGUUCAGCCAAUGGUUGGAGGUUCAGGGGAGAGGAAGUCAGGAGAUAGUUUUUGGCCAAUUAGAAAGAGUAUUGCAGAGAGAAAGAACAUCGGGAAAUUUAUUCACACUUAAAAAC